Messenger RNA from Lithohypha guttulata, 1449 nucleotides. RefSeq lists its product as uncharacterized. The coding region runs from base 1 to 1449 and encodes 482 amino acids. Gene Ontology annotation, cellular component: membrane. Gene Ontology annotation, molecular function: antiporter activity. NCBI's taxonomy places the organism in Eukaryota, Fungi, Ascomycota, Eurotiomycetes, Chaetothyriales, Trichomeriaceae. The record is from RefSeq and is a predicted model, not a curated record. Gene Ontology annotation, biological process: proton transmembrane transport. The transcript has 2 exons.
AUGGCGUCCGAGUCAGGCAAUUUCCUUCAGUACCAUGAACUAGGCAUUAUCGAGAUUUUAAUCGCGGUUUCCUUCUUCACCUUCUUGUCAUUGGGCGAGUAUAUCUCUAGCAAGAUUAUUCGCGCCAAUAUCAUAGGGUCAAUCGUGGUGGGAAUCAUCUAUGGUGUACCACUUGCCAACAUUCUCCCGAGUGCAUGGCAAGAAACCUUUCUGGCCCUUGGCUAUAUCGGUUUAAUCCUAAUUAUAUUCGAAGGAGGUUUGACAGCUCGACUUGACCUUCUACGCGCCAAUUUUUUGCUCAGUCUUUGUGGCGCAACGACAGGGGUGAUCCUUCCUAUCUCAUUCUCUUAUCUGUUGCUGUACUUGGGAUUCGGCUACGGAGCGGUCGAAACGUUCAUUAUUGGAGCUGCACUUUCUGCAACAUCCUUAGGGACAACUUUCGCCGUCAUCUCGGGCGCCUCUAAAGAGGUCGAUCUUUCUCAGACUCGGGUCGGCGCCGUUCUCGUGAGCGCGGCUGUUAUUGACGAUGUCACUGGUCUCGUCAUGUUGAGCGUCAUCCACGAUUUAGGAUCACUAUCUGGUGGAGGCUCGGCCAAUCUUGGCUGGUUAAUCGGUCGCCCAGUCCUUGCAUCCGCGCUCAUGGCGAUAUUGACGCCCGUAUUGUCCAAAUGGGUGUUUGCGCCCUUCUUUCGACGAUACAUAGAGCGACGGUUUGCGAAGUACGACCAUUUCUCGAACAUCAUCCUGAUGACGUUGGUGCUCAGCGCUUUCGUCUCGAUCGCUGCAUAUGCGGGUACAUCGGUUCUCUUCGGCGCCUUCCUGGCAGGUUCGUUCUUGACCUAUCUACCAAGCAAACACCCAGAAGGCCCGUUCGUCGUUCUGAGUAGAGAACAAGGAGAGAAGGAGAAAAGCAAGAGUCCUACCUUCGUUCACACCUUCGAAUGCUAUCUAUUGGACGCGCUCCAAUAUGUGUUAGGGCCUCUGUUCUUUGCGAGUAUCGGCUUCGCAAUACCUUUCCUCGACCUAUGGACAGGCGAUGCUAUCUGGAGAGGUGUCGUCUACACCUUGGUCAUGCUCGUUGGCAAGCUGUUAGUGGGCACUUGGGUUCUAGCAUGGCAAUUCUUCAGCACUCCAAAAGAUGAUGAGAAACAACUUAUAACGAGCAACAGCAGGUCCGACGAGAAGAAUUCUGGCUCUCGAAUGAGUGGUUCGUUAGAGCCAGCGCUCCUCCUUGGUUUCGCCAUGGUAGCACGUGGAGAGAUUGGACUUCUCAUCGUGCAGAUUGGCUACAACGAUACAUCUUACGUGUCUGAGGCCGGAUUUCUGACAGCUAUCUGGGCCAUUUUAUUGAACACGAUCAUAGGGCCAGUUGUGGUAGGUCUCUUAGUCAAAUACUUUGGAAAGCGUAUCAGCAAAGGAGCAUGGGGUCUUGUCGAAAACAAUCAAUAG